AUGGCCAGCAGAUCGGUGCAGAUUGGUGAUGUACGGUUUGAUUGGACCGUUCGAGUGGACGGUGGCGUCGGUGGCGUCAUGGCAUGGGGCAUGGAGAAGGGAAGGCAUGGCAUGGGGCGGGCCGUUUUGUCCGCUGCCUUCCCAGUGGCACCCAUUUUAUGUUUCCUCCUCUUAAGCCUUGCACUCUCAUCCUCCCACCUUGUUUCUGCAAAUUUUUACAAUGACUUUGACAUCACAUGGGGAAAUGAUCGUGCUAAGAUACUUGACGAUGGCCAACGUUUGCAGCUUACUCUCGAUCAAUCCUCAGGUUCAGGGUUCCAAUCCAAGAAUGAAUAUCUCUCUGGCAAUAUUGAUAUGCAAAUCAAGCUGGUUCCUGGUAACUCGGCUGGUACUGUUACUGCAUGCUAUCUCUCUUCACAAGGGAAUACACACGACGAAAUAGACUUUGAGUUUCUGGGAAAUCUGUCUGGAGAUCCCUACAUUAUGCACACUAAUAUUUUCUCUCAAGGCGAAGGCAACCGCGAGCAACAAUUCUACCUCUGGUUCGACCCCACUGCAGACUUUCACAGUUACUCUCUGCUCUGGAAUCCCCAACAAAUUAUGUUUUCUGUGGAUGGAACUCCGGUGAGAGUGUUCAAGAACAGUGAGGACCUGGGCGUUGCAUAUCCAAAGAAUCAGACGAUUGGGCAACAGAGGCGGUGCAGUAAAGAUCGAUUGGAGCAAAUCCCCAUUUGUGGCAUCUUAUGGAAAUUUCAAAGCAGAGACAUGCUCUGCCUCCUCUAA
Cryptomeria japonica (Japanese cedar) is the source of this 783-nucleotide messenger RNA. RefSeq names its product xyloglucan endotransglucosylase protein 1-like. Gene Ontology annotation, molecular function: hydrolase activity, hydrolyzing O-glycosyl compounds. The record is from RefSeq and is a predicted model, not a curated record. The transcript is spliced from 5 exons. Bases 1 to 783 code for a protein of 260 amino acids. Lineage: Eukaryota; Viridiplantae; Streptophyta; Pinopsida; Cupressales; Cupressaceae. Gene Ontology annotation, biological process: carbohydrate metabolic process.